AUGCACGCUAAUAACGCACGGAGAAAAAGUGCUAUACUAUUAACGGAGCCUCCAAACCGGAGCCUCACAGUCAGAUGGUCAUUUAGACAUACACAGUGUGGUAAUAAAGCCGGCUUACAUUCGCGCACUAUAAGCAGAGGCCGCCGAAACCUAGUCCUCAUGGCUCCAAUAAAUAAGAAAACUGGGUCCAGCUCCAUAGGAAAAAGUGGGGCUGGGAGUGUUAUCAGCAAAACACCCGCUGGAAAGUCCAGCAAUGUUAUGAAGUUCGGAAGUAAACAAAGCAAUUCUAGCAGCUCUGCGGGGAAAACUUCGACAGCUGGCUUUGGCGACAAAAAGGCAAGCUCAACGCACUUCGGUGGGACCUCAAGUUCUAGUGGGAAGAAUAAUAAUGCUUCUUCCUUUUCAAGCACUAGUGGUUUUGAAAAAAAAAAUAGUGGUACACCAAGCUAUGAAGGAAAACGCAGCGCAGCAUCUAGUUUUGGGGGGCUAGGGUCCGGUUCCAAAAGUCCAAAAAUAUCCGGUGGUACUUUUAUAGCUGCCACGGAUAAAACUUAUGUACCUUCUUAUAUAGACCCGAAAAAUAAAAAAUCCUCUAUGAAGUUUGGAAUCAUAUGGCUUCCAACUAGAAAACGUAAUAAAAUGAAAGAUUCGGUAUACAACCCAUACGAUAACAACAGGCGUGAUCUCUUCAAAGACAGAUCACCAUCAAUGUAUAACUUCAUGUCUGGGGACACAUCUAAUCGUCAAACUUUUAAGAAGAAAGAGGAAGAAAUUGACCUACUGGCAUCCGAUAAAACAAAAUUGCCAGCAACUGUAGCUACAGUAACAUCGGAUGGAUUGUCUUCUGACAUUUCUCACACAGUUAGCUCAGAGGAAAAGCAAGAGUUCAUAAAACAAAAUAAAGAGGAGAGCAAAGAAGCAGCAGGGGAUUCCUAUGAAAAAGAUGAUAAUAGUGAUUAUCUUGAGAACAAGGAAACUAUGACGAAAGCCCCUGAUGCAACAUGGGAGAAAGAUAAUUCUGGAGACAAAGUUGAUAGUGUCUAUUUGCGUCCACCGCCUCCACAUAAGGCUCGGUCAACUGCAUCUACAGUGGAAGAAGAGGAUUGCGUUCCAGGAUAUGAUAAACCUAAUGUUAAGAAAAAUAGAUACAAUCUUAAUGAAAUAGGAAUAGAGCACAAUUUCGAUCAG
This is a messenger RNA of Iphiclides podalirius (scarce swallowtail), 1188 nucleotides long. Lineage: Eukaryota; Metazoa; Arthropoda; Insecta; Lepidoptera; Papilionidae. The record is from the annotation of a GenBank genome assembly.